AUGGUUCAGGUCCCCAUGAGUACAACGGCUUCGAGCUCUACCAUGAGAGCCUCACCAUCCAUCGGUACGCCAAAUGGCAACUCAGGUUCCAAUCGAGGAAAAUCAAAUGGAAAUGGCAAUGCUUCCAAUCCAGCUGCAGCGCCUACAGCUUUGAGUGCUAUGAUCUCUCCACCUUUGGAUUUGACCAGCGUAGAGAGGAGGGGACAGCCGACGGCCAGCCGAGAGAAUCCUAAAAAGAUGCGUCCUCACGGUUUAGAAGAAGCGCCAACCUAUAGACCAACGGCAGAAGAAUUCAAAGAUCCCUACGCAUACAUUCGAAGUAUUGCGCCAGAAGCUCGGCAGUAUGGUAUUUGUAAAGUCAUUCCACCAGAUUCCUGGAAACCAGAGUUUGCGAUCGACACCGAGCGUUUUCACUUCCGCACGCGCAAACAAGAAUUAAAUUCAGUCGAAGGCAGCACACGAGCGAAUCUCACGUAUCUCGAUCAACUUGCCAAAUUCCAUAAGCAACAUGGCACAAAUCUCAAUCGAUUUCCUAGCGUCGAUAAACGGCCUCUCGACUUGUACAAACUCAAGAAGGCCGUUGAUACCAGAGGCGGAUUUGAGAAAGUCUGCAAGCUUAAGAAAUGGGCUGAGAUCGGGAGAGAUUUAGGAUACAGUGGGAAGAUUAUGUCCUCAUUAUCGACGUCAUUGAAGAACUCGUAUCAAAGAUGGUUGCAUCCUUACGAAGAAUACCUACGAUUGGCCAAACCCGGAGUACAUCAACAACUAGAGUAUGAAUACGGAGGACCACUUACACCAUCUCCUGCAAACUCGCCGAUGAAGAGAUCAGUACAACAUACACCAUCGAGUCUGAGGGGUGAAUCUCCUGCGAUGCGCGCAUCGGAUGCUUUGAACACAAGUGUAAUGAAGGAGGAAUUCGAAAAGAGCAUGAAGAAUAUUCCGAUGUUAGAUGCUCCGGUUGUACCGAAAUCACAAGCUACAUCUGGGUUUACUCCGGUGAAUGCGGGCGGGUUUACAGCUGUCAACUCUACACCUUCAUCAUUCACACCCGUCAAUAAUAAUCGCCGGGAACGAGAGUCAAGCGCUAGUUUUACACCAACGCCAAGAAGACCAUUCGACAGUCCGAUUUCCUCCGCUAAAAACACCCCCGAGUAUAAACCAUCUGCACUGAGUUCAGCUCCGGUAUUGAAUGGUUUUACUUCUAAUCCAUUACUCAAGAGACAAUUGAGUCAUGAAAGUUUGGAUUCGGGUAAAGGAAGUCAACCACCGGAAGAUUCAGAGAAUGGCGGAAGACGUAGCAAACGACUUAAGAAAGAUGCUGUACCAACUGUGGCUGGAUCACAUAUGACCCAAUUUCGACCAACACCACCUAGAAAUCCAGGAGAACGUGGAUCCUCAACACCUGGGGAGGUCAGUAGUGAUUCUUCUUUAUCCUCUAUCUCCUCUACCAUUUGUUCGGACACAUACUUAGAUUCAGAUCAGAAAUGUGAGACUUGCGGCAAGGGUGAUGAUGCUGAUAAAAUCCUGAUUUGUGAAUCAUGCGACUAUGGUCAUCAUAUGCAAUGUCUUGAUCCUCCCGUUACCCAUAAACCAGAUUUUGAUUGGCAUUGUCCUAGGUGCUUGGUCGGAGAUGGUCAAUUUGGAUUUGAAGAAGGUGGGAUCUACUCACUAAAGCAGUUUCAAGAAAAGGCAGCAGACUUCAAGGAAGGAUACUUUCAAAACAAAAUGCCAUUUGAUCCCGUUCUCAAUUGCCCGCGACCAGUUACGGAAGAUGACAUUGAAAGAGAAUUCUGGAGAUUGGUUGCAAGCCUAGAAGAAACUGUUGAGGUGGAAUACGGUGCUGAUAUUCAUUCAACUACACACGGAAGUGGAUUUCCCACCCUAGAAAGACAACCACAAAAUCCCUACUCUACUGACCCCUGGAAUUUAACGAAUAUGCCACUUCAUGGAGAAUCCCUAUUCAGACAUAUCAAAUCGGAUAUCUCCGGUAUGACUGUACCAUGGUUGUACGUUGGAAUGAUCUUUUCGACUUUUUGCUGGCACAAUGAGGAUCACUACGCAUAUUCCGCAAACUAUCAACAUUUUGGAUCCACAAAGACUUGGUACGGCAUUCCAGGAGAAGAUGCCGAGAAAUUCGAAGACGCCAUGCGGGAAGCUGUACCCGAAUUAUUUGAAACACAACCUGACUUAUUGUUUCAAUUGGUCACACUAUUAACCCCGGAACAACUGAAGAAAGCAGGCGUCAGGGUGUAUGCUUUGGAUCAAAGAGCUGGCCAAUUCGUCAUCACCUUUCCCCAAGCAUACCAUGCUGGAUUUAAUCAUGGUUUCAACUUCAAUGAAGCCGUUAAUUUUGCACCCACUGACUGGGAACCAUUUGGGGAUUCUGGGGUUGAACGCCUCCAACAGUUCAGACGACAGCCGUGCUUUUCCCAUGAUGAACUCUUAUGGACUGCAGCUGAAGGUGCGGCAACUGGUGGUGUUACUAUUCAGACCGCCAAAUGGCUAGCCCCUGCCCUUGGACGACUUCGCGAUCGAGAGGUUUCACAAAGAAAAGAUUUCAUUGAUAAACACAAGGAAGAUGGCCAUACUUGUGUCAUUACGGAUGUCAUUGAAGGUGCUGGCCCCAGGUGUCAUAUUGGAUUCCAGAUCGAUGAAGAAGAUGUACCAGAGGAAGAGUAUCAAUGCACUCACUGCAAAGCUUAUGCGUACAUCUCAAGGUUCAAGUGUAACAAGAGUGGCAAGGUGUUGUGCCUUCUCCAUGCGGGUACUUACGAAUGUUGCGAUAUUACGGAAGCAGAAAGAUUUGCGGGUACUGACCAUACUCUUCAUUACCGUCGCACAGAAGAAGCAAUUUCAAGCAUGCACCAAAAGGUCGCUGAUAAAGCGGGUUUGCCUGAAAUCUGGGAAGAGAAAGUGGAAAAGUUUCUCGAAGAAGAUGCAACUCCAUCGUUGAAAACUUUGCGGACCCUUUUGAAUGAAGGAGAGCGCAUUCCGUAUGAUUUACCAUCCCUCCCUUCACUCAAGAAAUUUGUUGAUCGUUGUAACGAAUGGGUGGAAGAAGCAACAAACUACACCGUUCGAAAACAGCAGAACCGACGAAAGAACGAAAAGGCUUGGCGUAAAGGCAGUAGAGCCGCAGAAAUGGAAGAAAGGGACCGUGAAUUGAGAAAAUUCGAAAACGUGGUCAAGUUAUUGAAAGAUGCGGAUAGAAUUGGCUUCCAUUGUCCAGAGGUUGAUCAACUAAGAGAGCGAGCGGAUGCCAUCACGAAGUUCCAGACCGAUGCCAGAGCGGCUUUAGCCCACCCAAGUUCACGUCGUACGACUGAGUUCGAAGAACUUCUAGAAGUUGGACGAGGAUUCAAUGUUGAUAUGGUCGAGAUUGAUAAGCUUGAGAAGGAAGUCCAACAGAUGAAGUGGAAUGAUCGAGCCCGUGACAACCGCGGAAUUUUCCUCUCUUUGAAGGAAGUCAGCGAUAUCAUUGACGAAGCUACUAAACUUCAAGUGUCGGACUAUAACGAUUACUUGAGCUACUACAAGGAACAGAAGAUCGCUGGUAUGAAUUGGGAAAUAAAAGCCAAAGAAGUUAUUGGUGCAGAGACUGUUCACUAUCCACAAUUGGAAGCUUUGUCUCAACAAGCUCAGGCUGCGUCGCUACCUGUAUCACAAGAAACAUUGGCCAAGGUUGAUCAAAUACUGAACAAGCAUCGAGAAGUUCAUAAACAGAUCGUAUCGCUGUAUGACCGUUGUAGGGAUCCCGAUUUCAUGAAACGUCCUGCCUAUGCAGAGGUCGCUCUUCUUCAAAAGGAACUUCAAGGAUUGGGUAGUAAACCAAGCGGUACUCUUGAUUUGGAAAAAGAAAUCAAGCGACAUGAGGAUUGGAUGCGAGAGGGGAAGAAGCUAUUCGGCAAGGCAAAUGCCCCUCUACAUAUCCUCAAACAACAUAUGGAGUAUGUUAUGGAACGAAAUGUGGAUUGCUUCGAUAUCAGUCAAGAUAAACCACGACUUCCGGCUGAACCAUUAUCUCGCGAACCUUCCCCUUCAAACGACAAACUACACAGUUGGGAAGAUCCAAGAUUUCGGGAGGUAUUCUGUAUUUGUCGAAGAAUUGAAGCCGGUAUGAUGAUUGAGUGUGAGCUUUGUCAUGAAUGGUACCAUGGCAAAUGCUUAAAGAUUGCUCGUGGUAAAGUUAAGGAUGAUGACAAGUAUACUUGUCCAAUUUGUGAUUGGCGCGUAAAGAUUCCUCGCGACGCGGCUAGACCCAAGCUUGAAGAUCUACAAACAUGGCAAGAUAAGAUUCCGUCAUUACCAUUCCAGCCAGAUGAAGAGGCUAUCCUCGAAUCAAUCAUAAACAAUGCUCAGGAGUUCCGAAAUCAUAUUGCACCCUAUUGCAAUCCAGUCAUGUCAACAGCAGACGAAUCCGAAACUCAACGAUUCUAUUUACGAAAGAUUGAAGGUUCAGAAAUCUUACUUGCCUAUGAAACCAACUUCUUCAGACAAGAACUUCACAAAUGGUCACCAGUCGCGCCGGAUCCUCCGCCAGUACUGGAAUCUUCGAAAUCAACACGAAAGCCUAGACCAACAAAACUUCAGAAGUUGAUGGCGCAGCACGGUGUUAAUGACCCCGAAGCUUUACCACAAAAUUUGAGAACCAAACCUCAUAACUUCAAAAGGAAGAGCAGUGAGCCUAGUGGAAGUCGACCAAUGCCUUUGCAACCUGCUCCAGGAAGAUCACAGCCUGGGACCCCUACUACUCAUAGUUUUGGAUCUAGUUCUGGACCAAGCAUGGCAACUAUGGGUUCGCAUGGUCCGAUUCUGAGUGGUCUCCCAAGUGCUCAUGAUCAUGCGCAUCCUUAUGCAUCUUAUGGCCAUGAUCCUUAUACCAGCAUGGCGGCUUCGGCAAAUCCAUCUCCGGCUUUCGCACCACAUGCUUAUCUGAAUGCAAACGGUACCCCUACAUUCGGACAUGCAUCUCCCCAACAACCAAAUAUCUUCAGUGAGGCAGGAUUGUCAAGGAUGGAUCCUUCUGUUUCACUCCAUAGUCCAAUGAGAGAUAACUUUGUAAUGGGUGUUAGCAAUGUCGGUCAUACUCCUCUAGGUGUUACUGCUGGCGAAGACAAACUUUUGGGAGAUAGGAUGUUUGAACAACUCACGAAUGUCAGUGGAGAUGAGGAGCCAAUCGGGAAUAAAGAGACAACAUCGAUUGAUAGGAAACCAAUAGAUGAUGAUAAAGAUUCAGCCGAUGCGACUAAAUGGGAUGUGGAAAAUAAUAACAUCGAGUUGUUCUUCGAUGCACCUUGA
Molecule: messenger RNA, 5298 nt
Organism: Botrytis fragariae
Lineage: Eukaryota; Fungi; Ascomycota; Leotiomycetes; Helotiales; Sclerotiniaceae
Product: putative lid2 complex component lid2 protein
Exons: 5
Coding region: 1-5298 (1765 amino acids)
Biological process (GO): chromatin remodeling
Cellular component (GO): nucleus
Molecular function (GO): DNA binding; histone demethylase activity
Source: RefSeq, a predicted model, not a curated record